This is a messenger RNA of Fragaria vesca subsp. vesca, 3795 nucleotides long. RefSeq names its product subtilisin-like protease-like. Gene Ontology annotation, molecular function: serine-type endopeptidase activity. Lineage: Eukaryota; Viridiplantae; Streptophyta; Magnoliopsida; Rosales; Rosaceae. The coding region runs from base 1 to 3795 and encodes 1264 amino acids. The record is from RefSeq and is a predicted model, not a curated record. The transcript is spliced from 3 exons. Gene Ontology annotation, biological process: proteolysis.
AUGAGGACUAACAAUGGGGUUCCACUUCCUUGCAUUUUCUCUAUUCUUGCAUGUUGUCUGUUAACUCUCCAUGUCAACAUGGCUUUGGCAGAGAGAUCCACUUAUAUUGUCCACAUGGAUAAGUCUCUGAUGCCCAAAUCCUUCACUAGCCAUCAUCAUUGGUACUCCUCCAUUGUUGAUUCCUUCAAAACUGAUCUUCACACCUCGUCAGAUCCCCACAGACUCACGCCAUCCCUUCUGUACACCUAUGAUAAUGCCUUUCAUGGUUUCUCAGCAGUUCUGUCCACAGAUGAAUUGGAGACUUUAGGAAAGUCUCCAGCUUUUGUUUCGGCUUACAAGGACAAAACUGUCACAGUUGACACAACCCAUACCACUACAUUCCUCUCCCUCAACCCUUCCACUGGUUUGUUACCUGCUUCGAAUUAUGGUGAAGACAUCAUUGUUGGUGUCAUUGAUACUGGGAUCUGGCCGGAGAGCGAUAGCUUCAGAGAUGAUGGUCUGACCAAGAACAUUCCAGCUAAGUGGAAAGGCAAAUGUGAGGUUGGACAAGAGUUCAAUACCUCUCUGUGUAACAACAAAUUGAUAGGAGCAAGAUACUUUAACAAGGGUGUAAGGGCUGCAAAUCCUGGUGUCACACUUAGCAUGAACUCUGCUAGAGACACUCAAGGCCAUGGGACUCAUACAUCAUCAACAGCUGCAGGGAACUUUGUUGAUGGGGCAUCAUAUUUUGGUUAUGCUAAAGGAACAGCUAGAGGUGUAGCACCGCGUUCCAGGGUUGCCAUGUACAAGGUCCUUUGGGACGAGGGUAGAUAUGCCUCUGAUGUUCUAGCAGGCAUGGACCAAGCCAUUGAUGAUGGUGUGGAUGUUAUCUCAAUCUCCCUAGGCUUUGAUGCCACGCCAUUGUACGAGGAUCCUGUGGCAAUAGCAUCCUUUGCAGCCAUGGAGAGGAAUGUGGUGGUCUCAUCUUCAGCCGGAAAUGAAGGAACAUCAGGCCUUGGGAUGCUGCACAAUGGCAUCCCUUGGGCCGUAACUGUUGCAUCAGGCACCAUAGACCGCUCAUUUGGUGGAUCAUUAAGUCUUGGUAAUGGUUUAACCAUUCCUGGAUUUACCUUGUUCCCGGCAAAUGCCCUUAUAGAAAAGCUUCCACUGGUUUACAACAAGACGUUAUCGUCUUGCAACGACACAGAACUAUUGUAUGCUGGCCCCAGUGCAGUCCUCAUAUGUGAUGACAUUUCAGAUAUCAGUGGUCAAAUGUCUCAUCUUGUUGCUGCAGAGGUGCUUGGAGCUAUUUUUAUUACAAACGAUCCUACGAUUAUUGAGUUAGGAAGUGUUAGAACUCCUAGUGUUGUGGUAAGUCCAGAUGAUGCACCAGCUCUUAUCAAAUAUGCAAAAAGAGAAGACGCUACUGUCAGCAUAACUUUCCAACAAACAUUUGUUGGGACAAAGCCUGCACCAGCUGCUGCAUUUUACACUUCAAGAGGUCCUUCAUCAAGUUAUCCGGGUAUCUUGAAGCCGGACAUAAUGGCACCGGGGUCAUUAGUUUUGGCUGCUUGGCCUCCGAAUGUAGCAGCUGGCAUUAUUGGUGGAAAUGUGCUGUUACCAAGUGACUUUAAUAUGAUAUCCGGAACAUCCAUGGCUUGCCCUCAUGCUUCAGGCGUCGUUGCUCUAUUGAAAGGUGCACACCCGGAAUGGAGUGCAGCUGCCAUUAGGUCUGCUUUGGUCACCACAGCAAAUCCAUUAGACAACACUAGGAAUCCGAUUCGUGACAAUGGUGACAAUUUCAACUUUGCUUCACCUCUAGCUAUGGGAGCAGGCCAGAUUGAUCCUAAUAGAGCACUUGAACCCGGUUUGAUAUAUGAUGCAACCAUACAAGACUAUGUCAACCUCUUGUGCUCCACCAACUUUACCCGGAAGCAAAUCUUAGCCAUUACUAGAUCACAUGAGUACGAUUGUUCCAAGGCGUCUUCUGAUCUGAACUAUCCAUCCUUCAUCGCUUUGUAUGGUCAACAUCAUGCAAAGAAAUUAAGGGUUCAAAAGUUUCAGAGGACAGUAACAAAUGUGGGAGAUGGUGCCGCUAAGUACAAGGUUUUUGUAACAGCUCCAAACGGUUCUACGGUAAUAGUGUCACCAGAGAUAUUGAACUUUGCAAAUAUAUACGAAAAGCAAAGUUACACUGUUACUAUAAAGUACAAGGGGGACAAACAGAAGAAGGUUUCUUUUGGUGAACUUGUUUGGGUUGAAGAAAAUGGAAAAUACAAAGUGAGGAGCCCCAUUGUAGUGUCACCUGAUCUUACUUUUCUGUUAGCUCUCCAUUUCAACACUUCUUUGGCAGAGAGAUCCACUUAUAUUGUCCACAUGGACAAGUCUCUGAUGCCCAAGUUUUUCACUAGCCAUCAACAUUGGUAUUCCUCCAUUGUUGAUUCCUUCAAAACUGAAACUCAAACAGAUAGCCACAGCUUCUCACCAUCCAUUUUAUACACCUAUGACAAUGCAUUCCAUGGUUUUUCUGCAGUUCUUUCUAUAGAUGAACUCGAGACCCUAAAAAAGUCCCCCGGUUUUGUUUCAGCUUACAAUGACAAAACUUUCACACUUGACACAACCCAUACCAGUGACUUCCUCUCCCUCAACCCUUCUGCCGGCCUUUUGCCGGCCUCGAAUCAUGAAGAAGACAUCGUCAUUGGUGUCAUUGAUACCGGUGUCUGGCCAGAAAGCGAGAGCUUCAAAGACGAUGGAGUCAUGACCAAAGACAUUCCGGCUAGGUGGAAGGGAACAUGUGAGGUUGGACAAGAGUUCAAUGCCUCUUUGUGUAACAAAAAGUUGAUUGGAGCUAGAUACUUUAACAAGGGAAUUAUGGCUGCAAACCCCGGCGUCACACUUAGCAUGAACUCUGCUAGGGACAGUGAAGGCCAUGGGACUCAUACAUCCUCCACCGCUGCAGGGAACUUUGUCAAUGGCGCAUCUUAUUUUGGCUACGCUAAUGGAACAGCCAGAGGUGUCGCACCACGCUCAAGGGUUGCAAUGUACAAGGUCAUUUGGGAUGAGGGGCGUUACGCGUCUGAUGUUCUAGCUGGUAUAGACCAAGCUAUUGCUGACGGUGUGGAUGUAAUUUCCUUGUCCAUGGGGUUUGAUGGAACGCCACUCUAUGAAGAUCCUAUAGCAAUAGCAUCUUUUGCAGCCAUGGAGAAGAAUGUGGUGGUUUCAACUUCAGCCGGAAACGAUGGCCCUGGCCUUGGAUGGUUGCACAAUGGUAUUCCUUGGGUCUUGACUGUUGCAGCUGGCACUAUAGACCGCUCCUUUGGCGGAAUACUAACUCUUGGGAAUGCACUUGAACCAGGCUUAAUAUACGAUGCAACCCCUCAAGACUAUGUCAAUCUCUUGUGCUCCACAAAUUUUACCGCUAAGCAAAUCUUAGCCAUCACUAGAUCACCUGCCUAUGAUUGUUUCAAUCCAUCUUCUGAUCUGAACUAUCCCUCCUUCAUUGCUUUGUAUGAUCGUCGUCAUGACACAAAGAAGCUAAAGGUCCAAAAAUUUCAGAGGACAGUAACAAAUGUGGGACAUGGUGCAGCUACGUACAAGGCUUCGGUGAUAGCUCCACAGGGUUCUAAAGUGACAGUGUCACCGGAUACAUUGUUCUUUUCAGAGAAAUAUGAGAAGCAAAGCUACACUCUUACAAUAAGUUACAAGGGGAAAAAGAAAGGAAAUGUGUCAUUUGGUGAAAUUGUUUGGGCGGUAGUAGAUUUAAAGUACAUGGUCAGGAGCCCCAUUGUAGUGUCUCCUCUUGUUUCAGUGUCUUAA